This is a messenger RNA of Arachis duranensis, 993 nucleotides long. RefSeq names its product caffeic acid 3-O-methyltransferase 1-like. Gene Ontology annotation, biological process: methylation. The record is from RefSeq and is a predicted model, not a curated record. Bases 1 to 993 code for a protein of 330 amino acids. Gene Ontology annotation, molecular function: O-methyltransferase activity; protein dimerization activity; S-adenosylmethionine-dependent methyltransferase activity. The transcript has 4 exons. NCBI's taxonomy places the organism in Eukaryota, Viridiplantae, Streptophyta, Magnoliopsida, Fabales, Fabaceae.
AUGGCUGUGAGGACCACAAUAGAGCUUGGUGUAUUUGACAUCAUAGCCAAAGAAGGCGAAGGUGCAAAGCUCUCAGCAAAAGACAUUGUGGAUCGCAUUGGAAGCAACAACCCUGAAGCAGAAUCAAUGUUGGAUCGUGUUCUCAGGCUUCUUGCAAGUCACUCAUUACUGUCUUGUUCUGUAGUUGAAGAUCCAGAAAGCUCUAAUAACUUGCAUCACAGGCUACUGUAUAGCCUCUCACCUGUUUCCAAAUACUUUGUGACUGAUGCUGAUGGUGAGUCUUGGGGACCCUCUUUGGCGCAUCUGCUGGAUAAAGUCUUAUAUCCAUGCUGGGGUGAACUGAAAGGAGCAAUCUUAGAAGGAGGUAUACCAUUCAACAGGAUUUAUGGUAUGAAUGUGUUCGAGUAUGCAAAUAUUGAUCCACGGUUCAACGAGGUUUUCAACAAAGCUAUGCUCACAUCCUCCACUAUAUCAAUGAAGAGGAUUCUUGAUGUCUACAAAGGCUUCGACCACAUCAAUAAACUGGUUGACGUUGGUGGCGGUCUUGGGGCCACUCUCAACUUGAUCACUUCUAAAUACCCUAAUAUCCAGGGUGUCAACUUUGAUUUGCCUCAUGUUAUAGAAAAUGCUCCCAUCUAUGCUGGUGUGGAGCACAUAGGCGGAGAUAUGUUCGAGAGCGUUCCCAACGGGGAUGCCAUUUUUAUUAAGAACAUACUUCAUGAUUGGGAUGACGAAGAAUGCUUGAAGAUAUUAAAAAAUUGCCAGAAGGCUAUACCGAAUGAUGGGAAGGUGAUUGUGGUGGACAAAGUUCUUCCUGCAGUGCCAGAGCAGACAGAUCUUGCUAAGAUGGCUUUCAGGUCUGAUGUUUUCAUGAUGAUUCAAACGCCAAAAGGGAAGGAACGAACCCAUCAAGAUUUCAUGCAUUUGCCCAAAGCAUCUGGGUCAUGGAGUUCUUCAACCAGUAGCCACACCACAAACCUUCAAAUGUCUUAG